Molecule: messenger RNA, 726 nt
Organism: Cucurbitaria berberidis CBS 394.84
Lineage: Eukaryota; Fungi; Ascomycota; Dothideomycetes; Pleosporales; Cucurbitariaceae
Exons: 2
Coding region: 1-726 (241 amino acids)
Biological process (GO): translation
Cellular component (GO): mitochondrial large ribosomal subunit; ribosome
Molecular function (GO): structural constituent of ribosome
Source: RefSeq, a predicted model, not a curated record
AUGCCUCGGAUACAGACUUUUGCCCCGCUGUUGAGGCCACUGGCACCUCCUAGAGCAGUCGCAUGCCAGCAGCACAUGCGCUUCUCGACCGCAACACGACUAUUCGCUGAUCAGACUCCUUCAACAGCGACAGAACCCCUCAAACCCGCUUCGGACCCUUCUUUACCUCCAAAUGCAUCUCCUGAGGCUCCCUCAACACCCCAGCAAGCCCAGCGCGCCGCCGACUUAGCAACAGCUGAAGCCAUCACCGAGUCGGACAGCGCGCAACCGCCAGAGCCCAAGCCUACACUUCCCUCUCAGCGACCCAGGGCUACGAAGACCAAGACCGUUGAGCCCACUACCCCCAGCCUUCCCAAAAGUGCCUUCCAGCUCAACAAAUUCAAACCCGAGUCCCGCACACAAAAGGAGAUCCGGUUACGAAAUGCGGCAAAAGCUUCGCCCGCGCAACGCGCAACCAAUAUCGAGCUCCCCCCGCCAAAGUACCACAUCUCCCGCUCCGCCUCCAAGAACCUCCCCAUAUACACAGACUAUAAGCGCGGUGGCAACCUGCACCUGACAACCAUACGGAAAAUCACUGGCGAUCUGUCUGCGUUGCGGGACGAGUUACGCGUGUUUCUGAAUAAGAAGAAUGAGGAGGUCACGAUCAAUAGUUUGACGGGGCACGUCAUUGUCAAAGGGCAUCACACGAGCGAGAUUGCCGAGUUUCUGAAAGCACGGGGUAUGUAG